UAGCGACUCACUCACACUACCACACCACCACACUGCCCACACACCCACUACAAAUCUUGCCUCCCCUUAUUUCAUGGCUCCGGCUUCGGUCACCGAUUAGCGAAGAAAUGCCAUAGUUUGGUUAAUGCUUUCUGAUUGAAGUUCAUUCUGUGAAGUAAUACAUUUCGCACACAGUAAUAGGACUUCAAGGGCAGCAUGGCGUGUUCCGUUGACAAAAGUCUUCUGCCUAUGAAGGCGCAUUAUUUCCUCUUCAAUGCUGGAUCUGCACCCAUUGUACCCUUUUUACCAGUGUAUGCUAGGCAACUAGGGUUCUCGUCAUUUGUUGUUGGAACAAUAUACGCUGUAUUGCCAAUCUUUGGAAUGCUCUCAAAACCACUGUUUGGAGCUGUCGCUGAUUAUUUUAAACAACAGAAACCACUAUUUUUGCUAUUUCAGCUUCUUUCAGCUAUUGCUCUAUUCACCAUCCAGUUUGUCCCAGAAGUACCAACGAAAAACCCUGUUGAACUUCAUUGCCAUCAAGAAACAAAUCUUGUGAUGUGUAAUCCUUUUGACCCAAGUGCUACUGACCGUGUAGCCAAAGAAUCACAACGCAAUGGAACAGUUUUAUGUCAUGUUGAAUGUGAUAUUGGUCUCAAUAGUAGCUUUUAUCAGGACCUGUGUAAAGAUUGGAAUUACCGGCAGUAUUGUGCUGCUCCUGGGAAUUUCUCAAAAGAAAUAGCUGCUGGUUUCCUGAACAUGUCAAUUGCCCCAAGCGUUCUUCAGAUGACCGUAGAGUUGCCCUUGGCCCAUCAUGAAAGGGUCGGAAAUUGCACUUUUUUAAAAGUACAUAAUGCAAUAAUGCCUGAUAAGACACCUGUCAUCCCAUAUUGCAACACAGCUUUACAAAAACUUAACUGCAAUGCUGUUUGUGACAAUUCUGCUGUCAUGGAUCUGAUAACAAGACCUGCUGAUGAAAACUACAGCCCAGCUAUGUCUUAUCAAUUCUGGCUUUUCUUCUUUCUCUUAAUUGUGGCCUGGAGUAGCAUGGCUGUGGUUGGCAGUGUUGGAGAUGCCAUUUGCUUUGGCAUGUUGGGUGAUAAACCAAAUCACUUUGGCCAACAAAGGUUGUGGGGAGCUGUUGGAUGGGGUCUUUUUACUGUCAUAGCUGGUUUUGUUGUUGAUGAGCUUAGCAAAACACAAUUUAAGAAAGACUACACCAUAGCAUUCUAUUUUGUUAUUUUCAAUGUUUUUCUAAGCAUUGUGGUCUCCUACCAGCUGAAGUAUACUCAAACACACAUAUCGAGGAAUAUUCUGCGCGAUGUUGGUUUGAUGUUUUCUGAAGCACGAAUCCUGGUUUUCAUUGCUUGGUGUAUAAUUGUUGGUAUUAAUACAGGAAUUCUUUGGCAAUUUCUGUUUUGGCAUCUUGAAGAUUUAGCCGGAAUUGAUAGAGACUGGAUCAAAGCCUUAGAAGGUUUAGCUGCUGGUGUUCAAUGUUUUGGUGGUGAACUUCCUUUCUUUUUCCUAUCAGGCUGGAUUAUUAAACGACUGGGUCAUGUUCAUGUGAUGACUUUGGUUUUACUUUCUUUUGGCAUUCGAUUUAUCCUAUACUCCGUUUUAUCAAAUCCUUGGCUGUGCCUUCCUAUUGAACUUUUACAAGGUGUCACAUUUGGUCUUUUCUAUUCUACAAUGGCAUCAUAUGCAAGUAUUUUGUCAGCCCCAGGAACUGAAGCAACUGUUCAGGGCCUUGUAGGAGCUGUUUUUGAAGGAAUUGGAGUUUCUUUGGGAAGUUUCAUUGGAGGUGCAGUAUUCUAUGCCUAUUCUGGUGCAGUCAUGUUUGGAAUAUUUGGUGGGUUGUCCGUUGUCUUUGCUCUUCUUCAUGCUGGUAUUCAGCUUCACCUUGCGAAGUUACCAUCAUCUCCUGCAGGAGGAAAAGGCUUCAAGACAGUUAGAUAUGCACCUCCAAGUGAAGCUAAUGACGCCUGUGAUGACCAGCAAGUUCUCACUUCAACAUAGAAUUUUAAAGAACCAUUGAAACAUAAAUUCAUUUUCACUUUCCUGUUAGUCAGUAAUUGUUCCUUUCUCUAUUAGAAAUAUGCAGCACAAACAUUUUUGAAUGUGCUGAAUUGUAUCGACCAUCAGCUGCAUUCUAUUCUUUUUUUUCAAUUUUAUUGUUCUUUUCACAGUUUACAUUCAUUCCAAAAAUUAAUAUACAGGCCCAUCUUUGCAACUUAGAUGUGUGCGUGCGUGUGUGUGUAUGUGUGUGUGUUUGUGGAGUGAGAAUUCAUUCUUCCUUUCCACACUAGAUUUUCUUCAUAUGUGAAUUGUUUGUGGUAUCCAGGUUUUUGGCCCAAAGGUACAUUGUGUGUGUCAUUUUCUCUCAACAAAUGACAGUAUGAAUGUGUGAUCUUCUAUGGCCCUAGCCUUGGUGCAAGUGAUACACAACUAGAAAAUGCCAAUCUCUUGGUCACUAUAACUAAUGUUUGUACAGGGUUUUAAACAAAUAAGUUUGACAACUGAAAAAAAUUAAGUUUAUACAAUAGGAAGCUCUUUUCUUGAAGAAGAAAUCAUGUUCAAAAGGUGAGAUAAUCUCGGGCUAGUUUUCUAUUAUAAUUCUAGAUUGAAAACAAAUGAAUCAAAGUUUUAGUUAAAUCUGAUGAAUGGGUUGAACUCAUGCAUGGAUGGCACAAUGCAAAUGCUGUUUCUUUCUUUACCAUGGUUUUCUUAUCCUAUUUUUAAAAAAAGAAUUUUUGUAAUGUGUGUUUUUAGUGAUUCCCUCCUAAUGUAUUUCCUUUGCAAUAAAGGAAAACCCACAA
Thrips palmi is the source of this 2792-nucleotide messenger RNA. RefSeq names its product major facilitator superfamily domain-containing protein 6 (gene Sugb). Lineage: Eukaryota; Metazoa; Arthropoda; Insecta; Thysanoptera; Thripidae. The coding region runs from base 196 to 1992 and encodes 598 amino acids. The record is from RefSeq and is a predicted model, not a curated record. The transcript has 11 exons. Gene Ontology annotation, molecular function: transmembrane transporter activity. Gene Ontology annotation, cellular component: membrane.